UCGUCCGGGUUUGGCCGUCAUUGUAAAUACGAAUUCGUUCUUAACUGACUUGCCUAGUUAAAUAAAGGUUAAAUAAAAAAAAUACAAUUGGUUUUCUUCGAGGAUUAUCUAACCCCCGCCCCAACAGACACACACCAAGAAACGAAAUUAUCUAUUUGAACAAGUUCUGACUGCAUUGCAUUACAGAAAAAACGGAAUCAUUUUUGGUAAUCAUAAACAGGUUUAUUUUCUGCCACAUUUUGAAUUUAAAGCCAACCUGCCUGUCAAAAUAGCGUAUCCAUGGUAACGUAGUCAUAGUGAGCACGAGGACAACCAAAGUCAAACAAUCAGAGCUCCCAAGUGUUUGGUCCUAGGGAGCACCCAGUGCGGAGAAGAUCAGUGCCACCCAGUGCGGAGAAGUCCAGUGCCGAGAAGACAACGAACUUCAAUACAGACUAAUCAUGUCAGGUACUGAUGUUUGGGUUGGCUCCUGGAGGCCCCACAAGCCCAGAGGCCCCAUCGCUGCACUCUACGGCAGCCCUGGACCCAAGUAUGCCCUGCCUGGAGCGACAGGUCUGAACUACCAUGACCCCAGGAAGCUGAAAGCACCGGCGUUCAGUUUUGGGACACGCCAUCGCCAGUUCAGCUCAGACUGCUCCCCCGGGCCAGGGUACUUGGUUCCCUCCAACAUCACCAGGAUUGGGCGUGACGGGACCCCUGCAUACUCCCUCUACAGCCGCCCCAAUGACCCCCAGCUGUUCCAAACCCCCGGACCUGGACGCUACUCCCCUGAGAGGUCAGGGAAGUCUGCAUAUUACUCUGCCCCUGCCUAUUCCCUGUCUGCCAGGAGCAAAGGCUUCCGCAACGACCAGACCCCAGGCCCUGCUGCUUACAUGCUGCCCUCUGUGCUGGGGCCUGCCACCGUCAACAAAACCUCUGCCCCUAACUUCUCCCUUCGAGGACGCAGCAAGAUCGGCAGCUUCCACGAGGACCUACAGAAGACUCCUGGCCCAGGGACAUACAGAGUGGUGGACCCCUGCACCUACAAACACAAACCCCCCCACUACAGCAUGACAGGACGCAACAGCAUGCCUGGAGACACCACCAGGAAACCAGGCCCUGGAGCUCACCACCCUGAACAGGUGACCUUCACCAGGAUCAAACCUCCAAGCUUCUCUUUCGGAAUUCGUCAUUCUGAGUUCAUCGCUCCCCUUAUCGUGAACUUGGCGGAAUAGGAACCCUUCCCAUUCCUCCAUUUCCCUCAUUCCUUCCCAACAUCCCUUUUCCUCAUCCCUACCCCCUUAUCCCAGCAAUAAAUUCAGCAGUAUAAAAAUGCUCUGCAGUGAAGAAAGUAGUUAAUUGUGCCUUAUUGUUCUUAUGUAUUGCCUAUUCUGCAUGGAGUACAAUGAUGCUGGAAGACAAGCUAACCUGACAAUCACAUAAUCCUUGUUGGUGAUUAAAAACAAAAGUAUAUUUUUUUAUAUGAAGGCUAUGUUUUAUCACAUCAAUUUGAUUUGAAUAACUGAGAAAAACACAUCGGCUAUCACGCACGCUUGAAAGUUAUGAAUACUUAUGUGGGGGAAAAGGAUUAGGCUUGUACUACACAAACACUACUUCACCUGUGGCCUCCCUUCAUAUUUUGUGUCACUUGUUUGUUGCAUGAAUGCUAUGAUUUGGGGAACACUUUUCUUUGGCCCAUGACUGUUUUAAUUUGCACAUAUUUUACCACAUGAGACUCAGUGUGAUAUUGUGCCAAAGGUCUAUGACCACUUUCAGUAUUAAAAUUAUUCUGAAAUACCUAGUAUUAUAAUAUUUUAUAGUUCCAAUACCAAAGAUGUGGUUUGAUAUAACAUUGAUUUGUCAUGAUUCUUCUCAAACCAAAAUGACUUGGCUAUGUUCACUCACUUUGAUGUUAUAAUGUGUCAAAAGUGUACAAUUGUGGUAAUAAAUAACGCUAGUUAUAAAUAAAUACAUUUUCAACGAA
Molecule: messenger RNA, 1963 nt
Organism: Salvelinus sp. IW2-2015
Lineage: Eukaryota; Metazoa; Chordata; Actinopteri; Salmoniformes; Salmonidae
Gene: cimap1b
Product: ciliary microtubule associated protein 1B
Cellular component (GO): cytoskeleton
Source: RefSeq, a predicted model, not a curated record